UCCGUUUUGUUUAGAUAUGGCAGACGAUGAACAUCCGUUCUAAAAAAUUAUUUUUUAGAGUUUGAUUUUCCACAAAACUUUUGGUAUUUUGAUAUUGAUUUACUUUAAAUGCUAAACAAGUAAUGAUAAUCUCUAUAUAGAUGAGGAACGGAGAUAAUAUACAGAGUGGAAACACCAAGAAGUUCUUGUACUCCGGACCUAAGAAGGAAGAAGCUGGAGAAGAACAAUGGAUAUUUUCCCCACGCAAAGAGACAACCCCUGUUUCUGGUUCAAAGUUUGACAUGGAUGAUGUUUGGAGCAUAAAGAAGAAUGUGUCGGCCAGUGGUGGACUCCUAAACCCAACAGAUGGACUCAAUCUGAAGGCCAACUCUUCAUACUACUCCAGAUAUGGGGGAAUGAAAGAUAAGAAUGACUCCAGAUUUGGAUCGCCAAACUCCAACAUAAGCAGUAAUGCUCACGGUAGUACCGCCACCUGGAAUUCCAACUACACAUCAAAGGGCUUCAGCUACGGUCGGAGUAGUAAGGACCCCACCCCACAGGCCACACCCCGCACGGGGCGGAAUAAUAACCCCACCUCAAGCAACGACUCCUCCCUCUGGUGACACAAGUAAAAACAGGGGGAGACAACUCCUAUCACUUAUCUUGGGAACAGUGCUAAAAAAUCAUUGCUAUUAAAAUUGAUUCAUAUCUAGUCUCAUGUAAAAGAUAGAUUGUUUUAGCACACUUUUGGAGUCUUUUGAUUGAACAACUGAGCAUGCCAAUUUAUUUUUAAGAAAUCUCAUGUUUACUGAAAUCGUUGUUUUAAAGAUGGAUAUUGUGGAAUGUAUUUAUUACAGUGAACAUUGAUGUGUCUAAAUGGUUGUAUAAUUACACACACACACACCUUCUACAUCACACACUUAUGCAAGUGUAUAUAUAUUUACCGCAGAAAAUAAUUUUGCUUUUAUUUCAGAAAAAAUUAAGAUUUUCUAUAUCGUUAUAUGCUUGUAUAGGAGAGUAAAUAAUUAAAUAUUUAAUAAUUAAAUAUUUUUUAUAAACUUAACAAUUUUCAUUUAAAUCAGAUGAGCUUAAUAGAGAUACAUUUGCUAACUAUAAUGUUUUAAGUUUGAUUGGUAUGUAGAGAUUAUUAAAGCUUAAAUUAGUAGGGCAUUAUUGAUUUACAUGAUAAUAACAAAAAUAAAAGGUUUAUCAUAUUAUUAAACCAAUCAGAAAAUGAAACCAAUGGUUGUAAAGUAAAAUUGCAUCAUAAUUCUCAUUGAAAACACUUCUGGGGCAAUUUUAGAUACAACAAUAUUUUAGGUUAAGCAUUUAUAGAAGUUUGGUUAUAUGUUAUGCAUUUAAAAAAUCUGUUCUGAUACAGAUGUUUAAAAGGAGUUUGUUUUAUAAAAGUAGUAAGAGUCAUUUUGGUUUUAUAACAGUAUAAAGACAUUUUGUUCUUAUUUUAAAAUAUGCAUGUUUGAGACGACAAAUGGUUUAUUUCUUUUAUUGUGUGUAUGUACAUGUAUUCAUACCAUUACCCUCAUGUGCCUUUUUGUUGUUUAUAAAGGAUUAUAGUUUAUUAUUUUACACAGAAUAUAACAGCAGGGAUGUUUAAGAUACAGAUUGUUAAGACCACCGUGCCAAAUGCAGUUCUUAAAAUGUUUUAAGUUAGAAAAGUAAAGAUAAAUUUGAAACUAUUUUAUGCUCUCUCCAUCUACAUGUAUUUUUUUUUUUUUAUAAAAAGAAAUACUGUUCAUUAGAAUGACAAGGAAUUAUAACUUAGAUUAUACUUAUGUUAUAAUGAUUGUAAUCUUUAUAAUGAUUGUACAGUUAAACAUGCUUAUAGCGAACACGGUUAGAACCAAUUAAUGUUUACAGUGAAGUGAUUUUCAUUCCCCAUGGCUUUAAGAUAUAUUGGGAACUUAACAGACAUAUCAAAUUACGUUUAUAGUGAAGCAAAAUCAUUCAUCCCUUGCAGUUUGUUAUAAGCGGGUUUUAUUGUACAUUGUAGAAUUUUUGCUUCAUUGCUGAUAAUCCAGUGAUUGUCAUCAGACAUUGUAUCAGGUUAAGAAAUCACGAACUGGGAUACUUCAGAUUCAUCUGUAUGAUAGAUUACUAAUGCUAGCUCAGCAUGUUGUUAUACAGUGCAUCAUUUGCAGUCAGAAAAAUGAUGCAAAAAGUUUUUUUAUGGGUGAUUCAAUUCAUUUUAUGUGUUGUGUUAUGGUACAAAAAAAGGUUAAGACAUAGCUCUUCAGUUUCAAUUUCUUGAUCUGAAGCUCAUAUAAUUAAAAAAAAAGGUAAAAAUGCAUUUAUUGUUGAUCUGUUCAAUAUAAAUUGUUGACUGUGAUUUUGCUUGGUGCUUCUGUACUGAAGAAUUUUGUGUUAAAUUCACUUGUAAGGUGGUUUGACUUGUUAACAGUACAGAUAGUGCAGUUGAACAUAUUAGUUGUGCAAUAGAGGUGUUCAUUUGAAAACCUGAAGCGGAAAAGUGGAGCAUAGGGAAAUUAUCGUAAAUGAAACUCUGUUGGUUGGUUUUGUUGAAAAGCUCCUUGCAAAUACUUUACAAUUUUAGCCUGUUUCCUCAUUAUAUCUGGACUUU
Molecule: messenger RNA, 2578 nt
Organism: Saccostrea cuccullata (small rock oyster)
Lineage: Eukaryota; Metazoa; Mollusca; Bivalvia; Ostreida; Ostreidae
Exons: 5
Coding region: 141-602 (153 amino acids)
Source: RefSeq, a predicted model, not a curated record